Molecule: messenger RNA, 1862 nt
Organism: Papilio machaon (common yellow swallowtail)
Lineage: Eukaryota; Metazoa; Arthropoda; Insecta; Lepidoptera; Papilionidae
Product: piggyBac transposable element-derived protein 3-like
Exons: 2
Coding region: 679-1812 (377 amino acids)
Molecular function (GO): sequence-specific DNA binding
Source: RefSeq, a predicted model, not a curated record
UAUCUAAGAUUAUUUAGUCUUAUGAUUUGCAGUAAGAAACGUGUCAGCUUUAUUAGAAAAAAUAAAAAGACAGUUAUUUUAACAGUUUUUACCUUAUAUUUUACCUUAUAAGUGUGUAAUAAAAGUGCGUUGCAGACAUGGCAAAUGACAGACCGUUAGCUGCGCAUGAAAUUUUAGAUGCUUUAGAAAAUGUUUCUGAUAAUGAAGAAGAUUAUAGAGAACGACUGAUAUGUAUUCUACCUCCUCCUGUUGAUCCUGACUGUCUCACUGACGAAGAUUCGGGUGAAGAAGAUAAUGUAACUUUGAAUAAUUUGCCACGAAACAUUCUGCUUCAACCGGCUGAAGUAAUGAUUCAAGGGCAGAUUAUGGUGAGUGAUACAGAAGAAGAACCUUCUGAUUCUACAGGUCGAACUAAACGUAGGCGUACCUACGCAUGGAGAAAACGGGACUUGGCAAAAAAUCCCGUGAAUUGGCCAGAUGUUCAAGGCGCUUGCCAAGAUAAGCGCCCAAUUGAGUGGUUUGAAAACUUCUUAGAUGAAGAUGUUAUUUCGUUGUUGGUGUCAGAGAGCAAUAAAUAUGCUGUCAAAAAGAAUUUGCCUGGAGACAUAACCACUGAAGAUAUGAAAUGUUUCAUCGGCAUAUUGUUGGUUAGUGGUUAAUGAAUUGAUCAGCUCAGCUAUGAUUAGGGAUAGAUUUGACUUUAUUUUUCGCCACCUUCAUGUCAAUGAUAAUCUGGAUUUGCAAGACAAAUACACAAAAGUACGCCCCUUAGUUACACUUCUAAAUAAAAAGUUCUUAGAGUUUUCUCCUCUUGAAGAGCAUUACAGUGUAGAUGAGGCCAUGAUCCCCUACUAUGGUAGACAUGGCUGCAAACAGCACAUAAAAGGUAAACCUAUUAGGUACGGGUUCAAAGCUUGGGUUGGUGCUGAACGGUUAGGGUAUGUUUUAUGGAUGGAACCAUACCAAGGUGCUACAACUAUGUGCAAUCCAAUAUAUAAAGAAUUGGGGCUGGGUGCAAGCGUUGUUCUCACUUUUUGCGAUGUGCUGAUUUCACGUGGCUUCGACCUUCCUUACCACGUAGUUUUUGAUAAUUUUUUUACUGGGACGCCCUUGCUGGAAGAGAUAACAAAGAAAGGCCUUCGUUGCACUGGGACAGUUCGAGAAAACAGGACAUCUAGUUGUCCUCUGAUUACAUCAAAGUUACUGAAAAAAAAGGAACGUGGUGCUGUCGAUUACAGAACGACACAUGACAACACGUUCAUUAUUGCUAAAUGGCAUGACAAUAAUAUAUUCAGUAUUGCUUCUAAUGCUGUAGGAAUAAAUCCUAAACAAUCUGCCAAACGCUUCUCACAAAGUGAAAAGAGAAACAUUGUCAUAGAAGAACCGCAUAUGGUGUCCAUCUAUAACAAAUAUAUGGGAGGAGUGGAUCGGUCUGAUGAAAAUAUUUCACAUUACCGAAUUGGUAUACGAGGUAAGAAAUGGUACAUGCCGUUGCUCACACACAUGAUUGAUCUUGCCGAACAUAAUGCAUGGCAGUUAUAUAAAAUAAAUCAUGGAAAACUGGAUCAUCUUGGCUUUCGCAGAAGGGUAGCAAUUGCUUUGAUUGAAUCAAACAGAAAAAAUGCCAAAAGAGGGCCUAGCCGACCCUCCCAUCAUGAAUAUGCUGAUAGUCGUAAAGACCAAAUGAAUCAUCUGGUUAUUCCUCAAUCGAAGCAAACACACUGUCGUCAAUGUCACAAAAAAUGUUUGACACGUUGCAAGAAAUGUGAUGUUGGAGUGUGUGUCAAGUGUUUUGAAACAUAUCAUUCAUAAAUAGUGUUAAUCUAGUAAAUUACAUAUAACAAUGGGUAAUAUAAUCAAUA